AGAUCAAUGCUUGCAAAAGAACUUUUCAAUAUCAUUGGUAAAUCAACCAAGAAGUAUAAUAUCAUCCUGGUCAUCCCUGGAGAUGGAAAGAUCAUCACUCAUGAAGAUGAAAAUGUGUUGGAGAUCGGAAUUCCUAAAAGAACAUACUUGAGUAUGUUUAAACAGGCACAUGAUACCUGGCAAGACAUGUCUGGGAUGAACAUUGACGAUAUCUACUAUAUGACAUUGGGGUAUUUGAUAACUACCAAUGAACACCACACUAUUCUUAAGCUUCAUCGCAAAGUCACAUUCCAAUUGAUCCAAGAAAGAGGAUGGAGUGUGCUCGCACAAGAGUUACAGUAUAUUACGUCAAUCUUAACUUGUCGCAUGUCACGAAUCAACAAAAGUUCAUCACUUUGGCACUGGUUGAAGAUGUUGACUGUACUAUCUGUUUACAUAAACAAGUCUACAUCAACAUAUGAACUUGUGAUUGAUAGAGCAAUCAAGAGCUGUGAAUUACACUUUGCAAAUUAUUAUGGAUGUAAUUUUCUUCGGUGGGUGAUUCAGAUCAAUCGCGUGAUUGAUGUUCCAGUUGAAUUUGAUGAUGUGUUGAGGAAGUUGGUAAUUCUGAGUUGUAGAACAAGCUUGAGUGAUUGUGGGUUAUGGGGAGUCUUACAGGUUUACUUAAGUACUGGUGAUAUUGAAUGGACAAUUAAUGAUCUACGCAGGAUUGUCGACAGUUUACGUCAAGAAGGCUUAGAGUUUACCAGUCCUGUUUUGCAGAUAAGAAACACCGACCAUGUUGCUUGCGCCAUUGAGCAACUUGACUGGUUAAUCCUAGUACAAUGCCUCGUAGUAACUCCAUACAAGUCAGUUGUUCAAGCAAUCCCUGAAAAAACUGUGGAGGAAAAGCUCACUAACGCUUCUACCAAAGUGAGACAACUAGCACAAGAAAUUUUAACACUGAAAAAAAACUAGUCUUGCCACAUAACCAUCAUACACUAAUGUUAAAACUUCGUCAAUUAAAAGAAAAGCAAAAGGCCCAAGCAGCAGCGGAAGGCCAUAACAAUUCAUCUACUCCGACAACAAGUAUAUCUGCUGCCCAACUAAGACUUCAGAAAGACAUCACCGAACUUGACUUACCUCAUACCAUAAAAGUUCAAUUUCCAGACCCCAGCAAUUUUUUCACCUUCAACUUGACCAUAACUCCACAACAAGGCUACUACCGACUGGGCCAUUUCCAUUUCAAAGUUGAUAUCAAUAACAACUUCCCUAUUGAUCCUCCUAAAAUCAAAUGUUUAAAUAAAAUCUACCACCCAAACAUUGAUCUCGAAGGGAAUAUCUGUUUGAAUAUCCUUAGAGAAGAUUGGUCUCCAGUUCUCAGUUUAAGUCAAGUAUUGAUGGGUUUGAAUUUCUUGUUGCUUGAACCUAAUGCUAAUGAUCCAUUGAAUAAACAAGCAGCAAAUGUGUUGGCCAAGGAUCCCCGGCAAUUUGAACGCAAUGUCUAUAAUUCAAUGAGAGGAGGAUAUAUUGAUCUGGUGUAUUUUGAUAACGUCAUGAAAAAAUAGAAUUACAUAUUAUUACAUAGAGAAAGUGCCAUUCCCGCUUCUAUUUAUAGUAGUGUAGUUUUCUUCUUCAACUCCAUACGCGGACAGAAUUAUCAACUGCCCCGGUCACGAAUAUACAUCGCAUUCUCAGUUGAACAUCUUUAAGCAAGUUGUCAUAGACGGCUUCCUCGUCUUCUUCUUCUUCCUCCUCCUCCUCCUUUUCUGUUUUUCCAUUUUGUACUGCUUCAACCUUGGUUAGUUGUGCAAAAUCAAUACUAUUGAUAAAUCCAUCAUGUCCCAUUAAACUACCAACUUCGGGAUUGUUCAAUCUCAGCAAGUCCCAGAUCUUCACUGUCUUAUCGUCACUGCCACUGAAUACAAAUCUACCAUUUGGAUGUAUACAUAAUGACUUGACCCAUGAAGAAUGUCCCGCGAAUUGUGCCACCAACCAAGCUUGUGAAUUGUUAUACUUACUAGGAAGUGGAUGACGAUGAGGCACUAUAACUGGAGGAGGGAGUAACCAUACCUUAAUAGUAUUAUCUCGACUUCCAGUAAUACAAUACUUGUACCCUAACACCUUGUAGAUUGGAUCAUUGACCAAUUCUUGUGGUAUGCUAGGGAACAAAUCCUCAUUUUUGGUGAUAUAUUUGUCAAGAAGGAAGUUUGACAAACUAGGCAAAAAUUUACAAGUUUCUACAACAUGUGUGUGUCCCACAAUUAAACAUAACCCUGUUCCUGAACUUGCAUGGGACAAUCUUGUACUUUGAUCGUUGGAACAGGUCAAAAUGAAAUCUCCAUGCUGUGAAACUUGACUGACAUCUAUAUCUCUAACCCAUUCACUAUGCCCGAUGAAUGUCUUGAUGCAAUUUCCUUGAGUUAAAUCCCAUAUUUUAACGGACUUAUCUCGAGAUACCGAAUAUAGUAUAUUACUAUCACUAUGUGAAAAUGCCACUGCGCUUACUGUAUGAUCAUGUCCAGUAAGUGUUCGUAUAUGCUUAUAACUACCACUAUCCCAUAUCUUAAUACUCAAAUCAGAAGAACAUGUAGCAAAAACAUACAGUUUCCCCAACACCACUUCGUUUGAAAACGCGAGCAGGUUAAUAUUUCGAGAAUGACCACGAAUAAUCUUGUCAGGAAUCAUAUCCCCCGUAGCCAAACUCCAAACAUACACUGAUCCAUCGGAACAUCCACAAUACACGUUUCCCAACACCGGAUGAAUCUUCACCGAUGUCACCAAUACAUUGUUGGUCAAAUAAGUUGUCUUCACCACUUUAGGCAACCAGUUAAUCCGAUCCUGCCCCAAUACCACGGCAUUGGCGUUCAGCAUAUCAAUAGCCAGUCGCAAAUUGGAUACUUCGUGUUCCAAAUCUAGGAUUUUCUUUUGUAAUCGUAGCACGGUGGCCCAUUUCUUCUCAAGGUAUUGAUCAACAAUUUCGUCGUCGUUAGUAGUAAGCAAAGGGGUUAAUUGGGAUAGGAGUUCUGGAGGCGCAAUUGGCGUGAGGUAUUGAAUUAUCGCCUUGUCGAGCUCGGCCUGUUGUCGAGCCGUAAGGAUUGUUGAUUUCAUGAGGGGUGGGCGGUGAUGCUAUGGUGUCUAAUGGCAAUAUGC
Molecule: messenger RNA, 3132 nt
Organism: Spathaspora passalidarum NRRL Y-27907
Lineage: Eukaryota; Fungi; Ascomycota; Pichiomycetes; Serinales; Debaryomycetaceae
Exons: 1
Coding region: 7-957 (316 amino acids)
Source: RefSeq, a predicted model, not a curated record